AUGGCUUUCGUCCCGGCUCUUCCGCUAACCGCCUCCCGCACCACGCCUGUGGGCUCCCGCAGCUCACUGUCGGGCACCACUGUGACCAACCCCGCAUCCCGCAGCAUGGCCGCAAUCACCAUGGGUUACGGUGAUUACUCGUACAGCACCGACAAAACGCGAGGCCACGCCAUGCAAUACUACAUCGACAAGUUCCGUAUCGUCUCCGACUUCGGCCGGGGCGUUCCUCUCUACGCCAGCACCCCAAUGCUGGGCCGCGGAAUCAUGGGCGGAGUCGAAGUGCCCAAGGAGGGCAUCAAGCAGGUAUUCGACCCUGCCCUGCCAACCUCCGACGAGCCCACUGCCCCGGACCCGCGCCUUGUCGAGGCCUCCGGUCUGUACCCGUGGGAUUCCGACUACGUCGACCCCGAGUGGAGGGCGGAUACCUUUGCAAACAUGUCCGACGACGAGAUUGCCGACCAGUCGUUCCAGGAGUUCCGCGCCAGCGUGUCCGAGAGCCGUGGAAUGGCCCUCACGGCCAUGGACUUUGGCGCCACCGCGAGGGUCGAGCGCAUCAUCGGCGGCAUUGAUGAGAAGGAGCUCCUCACCCUCGACGGAGCGCUGGAUGUCAAUUACGCCCGCUUGCAAAAGAUCUCUAACCCAGCCACGCUCAACCCCACCGGCUCGCCGCAGACGGAAAUUCCAGGAAUCCCGUACUUGACGAGCGUCGGCGCGAUGGACUUCAUAGAGAAGCCCGGCGAGAAGGUCGCGUUUUGGAAGACAGACAAGCCGGCAGACCUGCCAUACAAGAGGCCGUCAGGCGCAGAUACACCGGAGUUGCCGUACAAUGCUAGCCCGGACGUUGCGGAGAUUCAGGAGGGGCAGGCUGCGCGUGGAUUGCUACCGGGAGACGAAUAAGGAUGUAGGAAUCCUGCAAUAGUUAUUUCAAUACCGUAGAGUAUUUCGUGAUUGUCUGCAAUUUGUAGUUAAAGGGGAAGAGGGGGAACUCAUUGCUGGGUGUGACAUGUUGUGUGAAUUUACUUGCACAUACACGACAGCGCGAGAUUAUGCCGCCAGCUUUGUA
This is a messenger RNA of Chondrus crispus (carragheen), 1063 nucleotides long. RefSeq lists its product as hypothetical. The coding region runs from base 1 to 897 and encodes 298 amino acids. The transcript has 2 exons. The record is from RefSeq and is a predicted model, not a curated record. Lineage: Eukaryota; Rhodophyta; Florideophyceae; Gigartinales; Gigartinaceae.